Molecule: messenger RNA, 2695 nt
Organism: Dimorphilus gyrociliatus
Lineage: Eukaryota; Metazoa; Annelida; Polychaeta; Dinophilidae
Source: the annotation of a GenBank genome assembly
UAUGACGGGACUAAGGAGGGUAAAGAGAUCAAUUUAUACAACUAGAAAUCCUAUACCUAUCUCUAUCAGAUUGAGUAAUUUUUCGUUACUCUUACGUCCAGCGUUUAAUAGACGCUUUAAAGAUGUUGCUCUUGAAAUAGAUGGUAAAAAGGUGACGGAUGAAUUUGAUCCGUAUAAUUAUAUGGAAGGAAAAGUUCAAUUCGUAACAGAUUCUAAUGUAGUUGGAUACUUUAAUAGGAAUAUAUUUGUAGGUCAUUUUCGUAUUGGCAAUGAUCAUUUUGAAGUUGAAUUAGCUAAACAAUAUAGAUGGGAAGAUAAUGAAACGAAUUUUCAUUCAAUCCUUUAUAAUCAUAAAGAUUUAAAACCGCUAAAUAUUUAUAAAAAUACACGAAAUCAGAUACGGUUAAAGAGAGCCGCCUUUCCGAAGAGAAAAUCUGUCUAUUAUGCAACCAGAACAGACAAUGAAGGGGCGGAAAGACGUAGAACCAAUAAAAGUGAGCCGAAAGUAUGUUACAUGAGAUUGAUUAGUGAUCCUACCGCGCACGAUUAUUACAUGAAACAGAAUGCUAUGAGUUUUUCCGAAGCUACUCAAGAAGUUUAUUUCCAUAUGCUUUCCUCUAUCAAAUCCGCCAAUGAUUGGUAUAGAAAGGAAACAUUCGCGACUCGUGGCUUUUCGACAACUAACAUUCAAAUAAAGCCUCGAUUAUUAUCAAUGAAUACAUCAAGGAUCUGUCAAAAAUCGCCUAAACUUCUAUAUUGUCGAAAGAAUCUAGCAAUUCAACCUAUUCUUCGUGAGAUUUCUCUAGCAAAUAAUGAAGAAUUCUGCCUUGUUCACCUAUUUACAAUGAGGCAAUUUGAAGAUUCGACAAUGGGAUUAGCGUUUACUGCAAGAAACGAAGACGACUCUCAAGCAGGAAUUUGCGGUAAAUAUAAAGAAUGCUAUAAUGAUUAUAUAGGACUUAUUGGCAAAGCAACAAUGAAUACAGGUGUUUCCACCAGAGUUCUUUAUGGAAAAUUACAGGCUCCCUUAUUCAGUAGAAUAACAUUUACGCAUGAAUUGGGGCAUAAUUUUGGGGCUAACCACGAUGAGAAAUAUUCUACAUGCUCCGGUAAUGAAGAUGGGAGAUAUAUAAUGUGGCAGCUGUCGCUUCACGGAAACCAACCGAAUAAUGUCAAAUUUAGUUCCUGUAGUAAAGAACUCAUUGCGAAGAUUCUUAGAAGGGUAUUAUUAACAUCGUUAACAGCGGAGGGCAUUAGCAGGAGUAAUUGUUUAAAAGGCCUUGACGAAAAGACUUGUGGUAAUGGUAUAAUAGAAGGUGAUGAGGAAUGUGAUUGUGGUUAUGAAACAGAUUGUAUUGUCGAUUCAAAGUGUUGCAAUCCUCGCUUGUCAAUAAGAUCUCAACAUCAAGAUAAUAAAAACUCAUGUAAACUUAGACCAUAUUCUAACUGUAGUGUUUCUCAGGGCAAAUGUUGUGAUCCUGGCACGUGUCAAUUCAAGGCCAUUGGGUCUUUAUGCAAAGAAGAAACGGAAUGCUUAUAUAGGGCAGAUUGCAGCGGAAGUAAUGCUAUCUGUCCACAUCAGAUUAGAAAGCCAAAUAUAGAGACCACUUGUAAUGGUAAUAGGGCUACAUGCAAAGAUGGAAAUUGUACGGGAUCAUUAUGCUUGUUAGCUGAAAGUCAACCUUGUACAAUGUCUCUAACCGAUCGAAACAGUCACAAAGUUUUGUGUCAGAUAAGCUGCCUAAAUAAGAAGGGAGACUGCGUUGUAUUAACGCAUGAAGUUCUAGCCAAUUUCCAAGAAUUUAAACAGAUUCGCAAGGUCGUUGGCAACGUGGCAGUACUUUACAAACCAAUUGGUUUUAGUUGUAAUAAGUCAAACGGUGUUUGCGAUAUGUUAUCUUAUUGUCGUGAUCCAACACCAGAUGGCCCUCUGAUCAUUUUAGCAAAUCUUUUACUAGGAACUGGACCUACUAGUUUAAACGACUUUAUGAAAAAGUAUUGGUUCACUUCCGUUAUCAUCAUGCUACUCCCCCUAUUAUUUUUCCUAUCCCUAUUACAAUUUUGCGAUGUUCAAAUUGGCUAUAUAGACAAAGCUGUUGAUAAACUGUCAGGGGCAAGUGAAAGUUUCUCCCAGUUGUCACUCAAUAAGAUCGGCAGGCGAGUAGUGUCUAAACUAUCACUUGGAAAGUACGAAACAAAGUCAAGAUUAAAACUAAAUCGAAUACCAUCAGUUGCGAAAUCGGCUGUUAGUAAACUAAGCAAAAGUAAAUCAUCAUUAGUUUUGGAUAGGAUUCGCAUACUGUUAGAUAAAGAAGUUUUAUGGAGUAAAGCCGAAGAAGACAUUUAUAAACUAUCAGUAAGAGUUCGACAGAAGUUGUAUACUUCAAUUCCUAAACAAAAUUCCUCAAUGAACGAUUUUAAUGACUUAAAAGAUGCCGACAAAGAAUAUUUAUAUUACGUAACAAAAAUGGGGGAGGAUCCAUUAUACAUUCUUAAGAAUCCAUUUAAAUACCUUUGGUUGUCGCAACAGUUUCGUAAGAGAUCAAAUUUUAAGAAUGCCGAACAAGAAUUUAAAAUGAAAAGAAUUGAAGAAUUAAGUAAAAAACACUUUAAAUGCGAAAGAAAUAGACAAGAACCACCUUUAAACUAUUACAAGGAUAAAUAUGAUAAAUUCGACAUUCUAAGUUUUAUAUAA